Molecule: messenger RNA, 5305 nt
Organism: Alosa alosa (allis shad)
Lineage: Eukaryota; Metazoa; Chordata; Actinopteri; Clupeiformes; Clupeidae
Gene: fnip1
Product: folliculin interacting protein 1
Exons: 18
Coding region: 85-3789 (1234 amino acids)
Cellular component (GO): cytoplasm
Molecular function (GO): ATPase inhibitor activity; protein-folding chaperone binding
Source: RefSeq, a predicted model, not a curated record
CAAAUGGAGUUAGUUUCAAGGAACUAGGUGUGCUUCUGGAUUGAUGAGAAAAGAGAAUUUCUGUACCGACCUAUUUGGUACAAUAUGCCUCCAACUCUUUUACAGAAACUUUUUAAUAAGAGAAAUGCCUUUUCGCCACCUCCCAAGUGCAGUAAGGAAGAUCCUUCCUUCAGCUGGCCUGCGCCGGAGCUGGAGCCCAGCCAGAUCCGACUGAUAGUGUAUCAGGACUGCGAGCGGCGCGGGAGAAAUGUCCUCUUCGACUCGAACACCAAAAAGAGGAGCGCGGAGGAGCCCCAGGUGUCGAAAAUGUGUGGGGAGGCCCAGGUAAAGGUGUUUGGGAAAUGCUGCCAGCUGAGGCCCACAGGAAGCUCGUCUUCGCUGGACAGCUCGUCCUCUUGCACGUCUGAGCCGCGGGAACAAGGCCUGCGUUUCCAGGGCUCUCGCUGUUCAUCCGAUGCCAACAUGUUGGGCGAGAUGAUGUUUGGCUCGGUAGCCAUGAGCUAUAAAGGCUCCACAUUGAAAAUCCAUCAGAUCCGGUCUCCACCACAGCUCAUGUUGAGUAAAGUGUUCACCGCACGGACAGGGGGCAGCGUAUAUGGAAGCCUCAACACAUUGCAGGACAGCUUGGAGUACAUCGGCCAGGACACGAAUGCUCUACGAGUGGACCACAACACCGUCACAAGUGGCUUUCUGGGAAACAUAGGUUUCUCUCAGCUCUGCAGCCCGCGGAGGGCACUCUCAGAGCAGGGCCCUCUACGUCUGAUCAAGAGUGCUUCUUUUUUUUCAGGCCACAGCAACCCCAUGGACAUGCCUGGCAGAGGGCUGUACGAUGAGCGAGACAGUGGUAUUGCUCGAUCAGCAUCUCUGAGCAGUCUGUUGAUCACACCAUUCCCCUCGCCGGGCUCGUCCCUUACCAGCAGUUGUGCCAGCAGCUACCAGAGGCGGUGGCUACGCAGCCAGACCACCAGCCUAGAGAACGGAGUCUUCCCAAGAUGGUCUGUGGAGGAGAGCUUCAACAUGUCGGACGAGAGCGGUGGCCCAAACCUCGGCGUGACCCGGAAGAAGAAGAUUGCCAUCGGGGUCAUCUUUUUGCUCUCGCCCAAUGAGCAGGAGAACGGCAGAUUCCAGGAGUUCUUUUUCUCCCACUUCCCGCUCUUCGAGAGCCACAUGAACAAGCUCAAAAGUGCCAUCGAACAGGCUAUGAAACUGAGCAGGCGCUCAGCCGACGCAACUCAAAGGGUACUAGCCUAUAGUCGAAUGGUGGAUGGACUCAAUGAGUUUCGGACGACCAUCUGUAACCUGUACACCAUGCCCCGCGUCCCUGAACCCGUCUGGCUCGCCAUGAUGUCUGGCACACCAGAGAAGAAUCAGCUGUGCAACCAGUUCAUGCGGGAGCUGGCCAUACUGAUGGAGCAGGCCUCUAAAAAUCAAUUCCUUCCUGCCCUGAUCACAGCCGUGUUGACCAAUCACCUGGCGUGGGUGCCGACAGUCAUGCCCAACGGCCAGCCACCCAUUAAGAUCUUCCUGGAGAAGCAUUCAUCUCAGAGUGUGGACAUGCUGGCCAAAACACACCCCUAUAAUCCACUGUGGGCCCAGCUUGGUGACCUGUAUGGGGCCAUCGGCUCUCCGGUGCGGCUAUCGCGGACGGUGGUGGUGGGCCGGCGGCAGGAGCUGGUGCAGCGGCUGCUCUACGUGCUCACCUACUUCAUCCGCUGCUCGGAGCUGCUGGAGACUCACAUGCUGGACAGUGUGGAGGACGAGGCCAUCGUCAUGCCCGGCUCGCUCAUCACCACCUCGCUGCGGCGGGGCGAGGUGGAGGAGUCCGACUACGUGCUGGUCACCGUACACAAGCCCAGCGGCGACUACCUCUCGCAGAGUGUGACGGCGGCGGGAGCGCCGGGCGAGACUCCCGAGGCCGGCAGCUACCUGUCGGACACGAACAGCAUGCAGAGCAGCACUUACACGGACACGGACACGUGCCCAGGGCCGGACGACGAGCCCGCGGAGGGGUCGCAGAGCAGCGGCGUCGCUGUCACGCAAACGCCGUCUGCUGCCGCACAGGCGAACGCGCACACGUUCGGCACGGUGCCCGUCAUCCGCACCGAGGACGUCAGCGAGCCCACGUCGUCGUGCAAAGAGACGGGGAGCCCGCGCAUGGAGGCUCGGUUGGAGACGGUGGUGUGCGUGGGCUCCACCUCUCCCAGGGAGCAGCCACUCAUGCUGGGCCCGGAGAGAAACGAGCAGGCCGGGGUGGAGACUGGGGUCAAGGCCGAUCUGGACACCCCUCUCGUCCAAGUGGAGCCUCCGACGGGCGGCAUCGGCAUCACGUUCAUUCGCCGGUCAGGGAUUCCGCUCGAGAAAAAGCCUCCGGAUAAGACCCUGGUGGCGCCGUACUUGUCGGACGAGGAGGAGCCGGCCACCAAAGUCACGUUUCUCAUCGGCGACUCCAUGUCCCCGGAGUCGGACACGGAGAGCAGGCAGAGGAAGCUGGAGGAGGAGCUGAAGAAACACAAGAAGCAGCUCAAGGAGCAAGAGCAGAAGCAGCUGCAGCUGCAGCAGCAGCAACAACAUCAACAACAUCAACAGCAGCUGCAACAGCAGCAGCAGCAUAAGGUGAGCACCGAGCAGAGGACUGAACCCAAGUCGAAUACAGUGGACCAAACCAAGACCAACGAGGGCAAGGACCCAGCCCCACCCCCACCCCCACUCCCACGCAUCUCCAGUAAAAUGCCCAAAUGGAGCCCAGCUCCAGAAGAGUGCAUGGACUUGUUUGAUGAGUAUUUCAGCGACGACAACCCGGUCGAGACACGGACUAUUGACGACUUGUCCAAAAAGCAGGAGACCGUUAGCGAGCCGCAGCCGAACCAGUCGGUAACCAGGAGUAUUGACCUGUCCGAAGGGCAGAGCUGCAAAGACACGAGAGACAACAGCGGUAGCUCGCACAAUGCUAACUGUAGUACAGGCUCCUGUAGAUGCUCUCCUGCUGAGCAGGACAAAGGCAUCAUCAUUUCCGUUACUGUCCCCCAAGGGGACACCAACAGCGGGGACCUGAAGAAGGUGGCUCCAGUCAAUGACUGGGAGAUUCCACGGAACGAGAGCUCGGACAGUGCACUUGGGGACAGUGAGAGUGAGGACACGGGGCAGGAGCUUCAGCUACCGCGGCACGAGGAGCCGUACUACAGGGACGAUCAGGAGGAGUGGCAGGACGAGGUGGAGGUUCCAUUCCCAGGGGAAAAGCUGAUGGAAAACUUCUCUAAGCCAAAUGUAGCAAACUUCGGGAGAUCCCUGUUUGGAGGAUACUGUCCAACAUAUAUUCCGGACUUUGUGUUACAUGGGACACCAAAUGAUGAGAAGCUCAAACAGACUCUCAUGUCUGACCUGGCACAUACUGUGCAGCAUCCGGUACUGGAUGAGCCCAUUGCAGAGGCCGUUUGCAUUAUAGCAGACACGGAGAAGUGGACGGUACAGUUGGCCAGCAGUCAAAGGCGACAGACGGACACCAAACUGGGGAAGGAGGUGCUGGUGUCCAACCUCGUGUCCAAUCUCCUGCAGUCCACUUAUCAGCUGUAUAAACUCAACUUGUCUCCGAACUUUUGCAUCAUGCAUUUGGAGGACCGGCUUCAGGAGCUGUACUUCAAGAGCAGGAUGCUGGCAGAAUACCUGAAGGGCCAAACCAGAGUGCAUGUCAAAGAACUUGGAGUGGUUUUAGGAAUCGAGUCCAGUGACCUUCCCCUGUUGGCGGCAGUAGCAAGCACUCACUCCCCAUACGUGGCUCAAAUCCUGCUGUAGAGCCCACACAGCGAACAGACGUCAGUGGAGAACUUUGUGGAGCAGCAGGAACGUGUGUUUCUCUUUAUCCUGUUUAUCCACAAUUCAGCCACAAAUAAACAGACUGUGGGACCCACUGAGGGCCACUUGAACUCUGUGGGUUGUGCCCAGGGUCUUGGAAAGGCCAAGGACCAGCUGCCUGCAAUGGAGACAAUCUGCCACAUGGGGGCAACAGAGGUCACUGCACCCAGUGAUUGCUAGAUUGACUAUCACCACAGGUACUCUCAUGAACUGUUUCCUUGUUUUGUUUGACCUUUUUUUUUUUUAAUCUGUUUACGUCUGUACCUGUUUAUUUCUUUUCACAAAGAAGACUAGAAAGCCAAAGAGAAGUUGUCAAAGACAUUUAUCUCUAAACGAGGAAGGGACAAAGUGACUACUUCCACCUCAGUGCACCUUUUGAUAUAGAAAUGGUAGUAGUCCUUGUUGCACAAAAAUAAUAAUAGGAUGUUUUAAAUCACGGUAAAAUACAAGUUGUCGUUUGCUCAAUUAUGUCUUUAUGUUAUCAAUGGAAAUGUCCUGCAAUGCCUGGCAUGCCUAUUUUAUUUUUCAAUGUUUGUCAUUGUGGAUUUUGACAGCAAAUUGUAUAUUACUAGUCUUCACAUUAUCCAGUUGGUUCAGCACUACCUCAAACAAAUGUGAGGAUUCACAGCUGUAUUUUUAAUGACCCCAAAAAUAUUAAGGCCCUGAUCAGUUUUUACCAGUGUAAUGGCAAACUAAGGCUUGUCAAAUCCUUUGCUGUUUCUCAAAAGUAGGGUCAUGCUCCAGGUGUACUCCUAAAAAUCACUUAAUUCUGAAUGCCAUUGAUUCAAGUAACAUAUAUAUUUCAAAGUGAAAUGCUGAACUAUUUUCACACUAUACAAUUUAUACAGCUUUGCCACAUUGUUUACUGCUGAAAGGCAUGUGUUAUAAAGAUAAUACAAGGAAUACUAGUCAGUUAUUAUGCUAUUAUUAGACGGCAAGAACUUUUGAGAAAUAAUGACAUGUUAAUUUUAUAAAAUUGUAAAGGUAACUGAAAUUUGUGGAUGAAGACAUUUAUUUUUUACAAAUAUUUUUAAUGUCUGUUAGUAAAUUCAUGAAUUAUUUUUGUCUUGAGGUGUUGCUCCUCAGAGUCUUAAUGGACAUGUAGCAUAAGAUGGAAUGAAGGUGUCUGGGAAAUGUUCUUUUCUUGGUUAUAAUGCAUUGGUUGGCUCUCAGUGUAUGAUGUUUGGCUUCUGCAAAUGACAUGAAAUUCAUUGCUUUUGUAAAACACCCAUUUGCAUUUGUUUAAUGUAUUUAUAUCUACAUACAUUCUUUAUACAUGAAUUCAGUUAAAUUAUUUAGAAUGGUGUGUACUGGUUUAUGUACAUUGUAUAUAUUGUUUUCAGUUUGUUCCCAUUUAUUUGUACAUAAUGUCUUUCAAUAUUGGAUUAUUUUUCUGUAAUUAUCCUUUCCCAAUUUUCUGGGAAUGUUGUGCAAUAAAACAUGCCAUUAUAAUACA